UUGAAAAAGUUUGAAUAGUAGUAGUAAUACUUUGAAUAGAUCUCCCUCUACUCUUUUCUUAAAGCGCUCUCUCUCUCUGUAUCUCUUCCUUCAAAUUUAUCCUACUCUGUGCCCCCACCCCCACCCCCACCCCCAAUCCUUAAAAUGGGGGCGUACAGAGCGGACGACGACUACGAUUACUUGUUCAAGGUGGUUCUAAUCGGUGAUUCCGGUGUUGGAAAAUCGAACCUUCUGUCCAGAUUCAGUCGUAAUGAGUUCAGCCUGGAGUCAAAGUCCACCAUCGGCGUUGAGUUCGCCACUCGCAGCAUUCGCGUCGAAGAUAAGGUCGUUAAGGCUCAGAUUUGGGACACCGCCGGUCAAGAACGAUAUCGUGCAAUUACGAGUGCCUACUAUCGAGGAGCUGUUGGUGCAUUGCUGGUUUAUGACGUCACUCGUCAUGUGACUUUUGAGAAUGUGGAGAGGUGGCUAAAGGAGCUCAGAGAUCAUACUGACUCAAACAUUGUGAUAAUGCUUGUGGGGAAUAAGGCAGAUUUGCGUCACUUACGGGCUGUUUCCACCGAGGAUGCCAAAGCAUUUGCUGAGAAGGAGAGUACUUUUUUCAUGGAAACAUCUGCUCUGGAGUCCAUGAAUGUGGAAAAUGCCUUCACAGAAGUGCUCACUCAAAUAUACCGUGUCGUGAGCAGGAAAGCUCUUGAAGCAGGAGAUGACCCGGCAGCAUUGCCCAAGGGGCAGACAAUCAAUGUUGGAAAUAAGGAUGAUGUUUCAGCAGUAAAGAAAGUUGGGUGCUGUUCUGCUUAAUACAAGGACUAAUCUAUAUGUUGGAGGAUGGUUCUUUCUUCUUUUUGAGUUCAAAUUAUCAUGUGGCAGUGGUAUUUCUCCUUUUUCUGUACAAGGAAUUAACCACAUGAAUUGCUUAGCCGUGAAAGCUCUAGUUUACUGGUGCUCAAGCCGGGAUUUGAGCUACAGGCCCCUUCGAGUGAUUCCUCAGCAUUCUUUAUCCUUGUUUCUAUAUUGUUUUAGGUUAGUGUAUGAUUGUAGUAUAGCUUCUUAUGAAUCUCUAGGAAUAGGAUGUAUUCGAUUGCAAAGAUUGAACUGAAGCAUGUUUGAACAGAUUAUUUCGCGUGUGUACACUGUACACUAUUGUUUCACUAGUCAUUGUAGACUAAGGAAUAUUUGAUCAAUUUCUCAGGGUAUCUGAAAUGCCAAUUCAUUAUUUCUAUUU
Molecule: messenger RNA, 1222 nt
Organism: Nicotiana attenuata
Lineage: Eukaryota; Viridiplantae; Streptophyta; Magnoliopsida; Solanales; Solanaceae
Product: ras-related protein RABA1f
Exons: 2
Coding region: 145-798 (217 amino acids)
Cellular component (GO): endosome
Molecular function (GO): GTPase activity; GTP binding
Source: RefSeq, a predicted model, not a curated record